AUUAGCGCACGCUCCCUCUAUCUGCGCGCUCCACCCGCACAUACGCAACAGCUGCUGACUUCCAUCAGCUUCCAUUCCCCCGUAUAUAUUCUAGACUCUCUGCAUCCUCGUCCAAAAAUCGAUUGUAAAUUGCCAGCGGAUCUGGCGCGCGGCCACCAGUUCCCUCGGCAGUCGCGAAGCAGCCUCUCACUCGCGCUCACCUGUUGAUUGUCCGCGCUGCUGUUGCUUCUCGAGGAUAUACUUGCACAGUGCUUACGGUACCCAAUGCAGGUAAUGUGUACCUGUAGUAUCAUAUCACGCUUAAUUCAAAGCCGUCAAUUAUUGCUUUUAUCUUGCUCUUUUCUGUAGCUUGCUGUUGUUAAUGUAUUGAUAAAGAUAAAAAGUCAGUUAUAUCGAGUCGACGAGCAUGCAUUUCGGAAACUAGAUCUUAUUCCUCGUUUUGCCUGGCAUUAGUUCACGAGUAGUAGCCGUACUUACUUCCCACCUUCGUUACGUCGAUACACAUUUUUUCCUUACCGCUCGCGCGCCUUAAGGCGAGCCUUUGUCUGUUAUUGUGUCUGUUUUUUAAUAUACCUUAUACACCUACUUUACGAGCGACAAUUGCAAAAUCGAUUCUUUUCUUUGUGUAUAGCCGCCGCACGUACUUAUAUUCUAUCGUCAUAGAAAUUCGAUGCGCCCGUAUAGCAAUCGUAUCCGUGCGUUUUUGCGCUGUACAUUUUUUUUUUCCCCCAAUCAAGAACACCCAUACUUACUGCCUGUGUGGAGUUUUGUGAGAAUGGCAUGAGUCACGUAAUUGCAUUUUUGAAUUAACAAACUGAGCAACUGGCAUUGAAUAUUUCUCUUGUAGCACCAAACCAGAUCAUUCCAUAUGUCUAACGAAUACCCAUAUGAGUAUGAGUUGUGUGAAGACAUGGAUAAAAUAGGUGAGCCUACGCAAACUGAAAACCUAGAAGGUUUUAAUAUUUUAUUCUGGACAACCGAAGCUGUUGGUGGAUUAUUAAUAAUAUUAGUGGCAAUAUGGACUGCUCACUAUCGAGGUGGUUUCUCUUGGACCUCAAAUCCUGGCUUGGAGUUCAAUUGGCAUCCUCUUUUGAUGACAAUUGGUCUUGUCUUUCUAUAUGCUAAUGGAAUGUUAAUAUACAGAUCGCAAAGACAAAUUCGCAAAAGGCGCCUAAAGUUAAUCCAUUCUGGAAUUAUGAUCUUUGCAGUAUUAUUAACGGUUGUAGCACUUGUUGCAGUGUUUGAUAGUCAUAACUUAAACAAAAAAGAUGGUGUUCUAUCUCCGAUUCCAAAUAUGUAUACACUACAUAGUUGGGUGGGAUUGACCAGUGUGAUUCUAUUCUGUUGCCAGUGGCUUGCAGGUUUCUUGUCGUUCCUUUAUCCAAUGGCUCAACCUUCUUUACGCGGUGCUUAUUUACCUGUACAUGUAUACUUUGGUACAGCUGCCUUCAUUGGAACAAUUGCUGCUUGCUUGAUGGGUUUGACGGAAAAAGCAUUCUUUGCUCUUCAAUCAUCAUAUGCUGAAUUACCAGGUGAAGCUGUUCUGGUUAACAUCAUUGGUCUUGUUUUUGUUAUUUUUGGUGGUCUUACUGUAUAUAUAGUUUCUCAAGAAAGAUACAGAAGACUUCCUCGCCCUGAAGACGACAUACUUCUAACUGGUAGAAACGAAUGAGGAUAUUAUUCUCUUAAGUACUUAUGAAUCACUCAACAAAGCAUCAGCUUAUUUAACUCAAACGUAACUAAACAUUUUUAUUAUACUUUAUUUUAAAUCAACGUAGUUGCAUACAUUAAAUACUUUUAGAGAAUGUUUGUUGUGCAACAUUUAAACUCUUUCAAUAUUCAUAAGUUUUAAGAUCACGUGACUCAUAAAUUAACUCAAAUCGUAAUUUCGUACCACUAAAAGCUUUUGAAUCAUAGUUUUAGUUAUAUUUCCACAAACUAAACAACAAUGUGUAUUUAUGUUACGUUCUUGCCUUGUGAACUGCUGACAUAUGUUCAAAGUAAUUGACCCAAAUGGUGCUUAAACAAUGAUCUUUUUUAAAUACAUAUUUUUAUGUGAAUAAGUCCAAAGAAAUCGAAAGUAUAAACAGAAAAAAUAAGAAUUGUCUUUCAUGUAUUAGGUAGAUUUUGUAUUGUACAUUACUUUUUAUUGUAUAUGGUGCUACCUUAUAAUUAAAACAAAGUGCUGAAACAAUAUAUAUAUAUAUAUUAUAUUUACGA
Molecule: messenger RNA, 2220 nt
Organism: Nasonia vitripennis (jewel wasp)
Lineage: Eukaryota; Metazoa; Arthropoda; Insecta; Hymenoptera; Pteromalidae
Product: cytochrome b reductase 1
Exons: 6
Coding region: 869-1672 (267 amino acids)
Molecular function (GO): oxidoreductase activity
Source: RefSeq, a predicted model, not a curated record